Cladocopium goreaui is the source of this 2718-nucleotide messenger RNA. The record is from the annotation of a GenBank genome assembly. Lineage: Eukaryota; Dinophyceae; Suessiales; Symbiodiniaceae.
AUGCCGAGGGCGCGAAUGGUUCAAAUGAAUACUGGUGCUGCCCAACGCCAUGUUGUGGCACAGCGAAGGUCCCUGCAACUUCAUCCAGCUGGCGGUGGCUCAAUGCACACUGCCCCAGCCACAAGAAAUGGCUCACCCCGUCCUAUGGCUGGCUGGGAAGUCCCAUCUUUUGCCAAAGCACCACCACCAACGUCCCCGCAAGGUCUUGGUCCAGCCCCAGGCCGUGCUAUGUCUGCAGAAGGCGUCCGUCCAGGCGUUGCGAGCUUUGUCGCACGAGGAAGCCCUCAGCAAAAUCACCAUCUUGGAGUCGUGGAGGAAGAUGGCCAGGUCCUUUUGGAACGCGCCAGCACAGCAGAUCCUCCAGUCACUGGGCAGGCCUGGAAUGCAUCUCGGAGCCCGUCCGCUCAUACACGGGCCAUGCGUGGAGGAGCCAUGAUAGGCCAGCCACAGCCACAGCCUUCGCAGCCCCCUCCGCCGCCACCGCCGCCACCACAGCCGCAGCCUGUCCAACAGGGACAGCAGGCCCCAAGGAAAUCAGAUGGUGGCAAGCGCUUGAGCGCCAGCACCCCGAGCUCUCAGCCUAUGAGCACUGCAAUUUCCAGUGACAGCGAUAUGGUCAGUGGUGCUUGGGUAGAAUCGCUACUCAAGAAGUCCUUGCUGGAAGGCAUAACAACAAGGUCCAGCUCUACCAAUCCAUCACUGCCGGCGGCGCCGCAUGAUCUCCAUCAAGAGCUGCGCAUCCUCCGCCAGGAAAUCAAGAUGGAAGUAGAGGCUCGAAAGCAGAUGGGUCUUCAAAUUGAAGCAGUGGUUCAGGCAGAGAGGAAGAAGCGGGAGGAGGCUCUUCGACAACAGCAGCAGCAGAACGAGCAAGCAGAUUCACGCCUGGAAGAGCGGUGGCACACCACCGUCAAGGAAGAGUCCGCCUUGCGUCGAGCAGUUGAAAGUCACAUUGAAGCCAGACUGGUGGCAAUGCAGAGGGAGGUCCGCCUGGAAGUAGGAUCUGCAUCAACUCAAACUCAGCAAGUUCUGAGUGAAUUUGGUCACUUCAGAGACAGUAUCCGACAAGAGCUCGAUAUGCAGAAAAUGGAAAUCAGCAGUGCAAGUGCUGACCUGUCCAGGUUGGUGGACCAGUUGCGGGUGCAAACCCGGGGCGACGCGGUGGCCAUCCCUAAUGCAGAAUCUAUUACGGACACAUUGGUUCGUGCUGAAGUCCGGAGACAGCUCUCAGAGAGGUCCUCAGAGAUCAGUAGCCAGGGCAAUGUGGCUACUGCUCCAGCUUUGCAAGCAGCGACCAGCCGUUUGGAUCUGUUGGAAAAGGCCUUGGAGACGGAGUGCAGCAGCCGACAGGAGGAAAGCAGCCAGUUGCUGGCUACCUUCCAUGAGCUAAUAGCUGGCGGCCGGCGUCGCCAAGAGGAGGCAUUACAAGAGUUGGAGAAGAGAGUUCAGGCGCAGCUUGAAGCAGCAAAAGCUGAGGUGCAGCAAAUGCAGCAAGACUUGAGCGAUGAGCGUCAACAGCGGCAAAACAAACUUCAAGAAGAAGCGAAGGAACGUGAAGAAACCUGUUUGAUGAUCCUGAAGACGCUGGAGGGCAAGAUGGCCACAGAGCGUCAAGUCAUGGAAGAGAAGAUAGCGAGCAUGCAACUUUCUGCUCAAGAUACAUCACGAGAAGAAUUGGAGAAGCAGCUUCAGUCCAGUGUCGCCUCUUACGUGGAGAGGAGUUCAAAGGACCUCACCAUUGGCGGGUCCAACGGGUGGUCCAACGGGUGGUCCAACGAGCUCAUGACCACGCGUCAGGAUUUGCUGGAACUUCGUGAGGAGCUGCAGGAAGUCUCGCGCACCGCAAAAGAAAACUUGGAGCCUCGACACAGGGACUGGGAGGAACGCAGGUCAGUAGCGGUCCAUGCAUCCCAACUAGGUGCUCCAGGCACUCCAGGCGCUCCAGGUUCCCUGCGCCCUGAGGAAAUGGCGGUCAGCCGUUUGAGCAGCGCCAAUCUUGCCGUGGCAGUCGGAAAGAGUGACCGCCCAGAGGCACCAAAGGGGCUGCUCUGGGUGGGAGACGUGCAGCGCCUCAUUGAUGGCCAGACCAAACUGAGGGAAGAGCUGUGGAACGACGUUGACAGAGUCCGGAAUGAAUUGCGCAUGGAGACCGCGUCGAGAAAGGAGGAUGUACAGGGCGUGCGAUCGAGCCUUGACCGCCUGCGAGAACAAGUGGUUUUGGGACAUCCAAGUCCAAGUGGCACUGCUGGAAGCGGCAUCAUGCCUGCCACUGACGAUGUGAGGGCUGCACUAGCAGCAGAGCGCAUGGCAAGAGAACAGGGCGACGAACGCUGUCUGGAAGAAAUGCGGGAUAUGGUCAGAGAGGAGCGGCAGAAGAGAGAGAAGGAGUACAGCACCUUGGAGCUGAGAAUGCAAUCAGAAGAGCAGACCUUGUUCGUUGAGAGCGGGAAGAGAGAGGAGCGAGAUCGUGAUAUCCUGAGCCAAAUCUCGACCGUCUCCGAGGACCUGGACGCAGUGAAGCGCCAAUUGACCAACGCAUCCCAGCAACGUCAUCAGCUGGAAGAGCUACAGAAGUCGCAGGUUAUUCUAGUCCCCCAAAAGAGGCAGGGACCAUUCUUUAACUCAGCUGCAAUGCUGCCCAUGCAUGAUGAGGAUGCUAUAAAGAACCGCCUUGCUCGAUUUGCUGAUGCUCCUGCCACUCGCUCCAAUUGGCAGAUUUAA